Molecule: messenger RNA, 973 nt
Organism: Nannospalax galili (Upper Galilee mountains blind mole rat)
Lineage: Eukaryota; Metazoa; Chordata; Mammalia; Rodentia; Spalacidae
Product: olfactory receptor 4C15-like
Exons: 1
Coding region: 31-966 (311 amino acids)
Biological process (GO): G protein-coupled receptor signaling pathway
Cellular component (GO): membrane
Molecular function (GO): olfactory receptor activity; G protein-coupled receptor activity
Source: RefSeq, a predicted model, not a curated record
UACUGGGCAUUCAUCUUUUCUUUGGAAGUCAUGCAAAAUCAGACCUUUGUCACUGAGUUUGUCUUCCUGGGACUUUCACAGAAUGAAAAUAUUCAGAAAAUAAUAUUUGUCAUAUGUUUGCUGGUCUAUAUUGCAACUAUUGGGGGCAACAUGCUGAUUGUGGUGACCAUUAUCUGCAGCCCUGCACUGCUGGGCUCCCCUAUGUACUUCUUCCUGGCAUUUUUGUCCUUAUUGGAUGCAAGUUUCUCCUCUGCCAUGACACCAAAAAUGAUUGUGGACUCACUCUAUGAGAGGAAAACCAUCUCCUUUGAGGGCUGUAUGAUACAACUUUUUGCUGAACACUUCUUUGGUGGGGCUGAGGUGAUUGUCCUCACAGCCAUGGCCUAUGACCGCUAUGUGGCCAUUUGCAAGCCCUUGCAUUACUCUUCCAUCAUGAACAGGAGGCUCUGUGGCACUCUGGUGGGAGUAGCCUGGACAGGGGGCUUCUUGCACUCCAUCAUACAGAUUAUCUUCACUUUGCAGCUGCCCUUCUGUGGACCCAAUGUCAUUGAUCACUUCAUAUGUGACUUGUACCCAUUACUGCAGCUUGCCUGCACGGACACACACAUUUUUGGCCUUUUGGUGGUGGCCAACAGUGGGUUUAUUUGCAUUAUUAUCUUCUCUUUAUUGCUUGUCUCCUACAGUUUCAUCUUGUUCUCUUUGAGAGCUCAUAGUGCUGAAGGGCGAUUGAAAGCUCUGUCCACCUGUGGAUCCCACAUAGCUGUUGUAAUUUUGUUCUUUGUUCCCUGUAUAUUUACAUAUGCACGACCUCCCACUUCAUUUUCCUUUGACAAAAUGGUAGCACUAUUUUACACCAUGCUAUCUCCCUUGUUUAAUCCUAUGAUUUAUACUUUUAGGAAUAAAGAUAUGAAAAAUGCCAUGAGGAAAGUUUGGAAGAGAUUGGUGGUAUUUUUGGAUGAAAAAUAAAACUUUA